Messenger RNA from Alternaria rosae, 1632 nucleotides. RefSeq lists its product as uncharacterized. NCBI's taxonomy places the organism in Eukaryota, Fungi, Ascomycota, Dothideomycetes, Pleosporales, Pleosporaceae. The coding region runs from base 83 to 1414 and encodes 443 amino acids. The record is from RefSeq and is a predicted model, not a curated record. The transcript is spliced from 3 exons.
GGCGGGCCGUACUCAGGAAUGCAAACGUACGUCAACCCCACUGGUACCUUCCGCAUCAAAUGUUGCCUUUCCAUUAUUGAACAUGACCCAUCGGUCUCCCAAACCACAUCAACCCAAGACGACGACCAUCUCACGAAGACUUAAGGACCGUGCCGACCAAAACCUAUCUGUUCAGCCACCAGAAAUUCCACAAAUAAGAGGAGCUCGCUCCCACCGUGCCGCAAACUUGCAAACGCCCCGCCACAAUCCCAUUGAUUAUCAGACGCCCGGGUCGCACCCACUUUCGCUAGCUUGGAAUACUUCACACGUUCUCGAAGACAUUCCACCUGACAGCACCUUCCAUUUAUUGACCUCUGAUCAAGACAGGUCUCCCGACUCGUCUCUUGCGCAAAUAACAUAUCCUGCACACCACGAGUCACUCCAAGACUCAAACUCAGUACCUGCGCAUAGCGUUGGCUCACAGACGCUGCGCACUCCGCCCAGCCAGCCCAGCCGAGCGCCGACCUUUUUCCCAUCGCCAUUAACGUCUGUUUCUGGUAGCCACGACCCCGAGCUACAACUCCCGGUCGACGUCGGGCAGUCGGACGAUUCGUUCUUAGAACUGCGAGAUAUGAGCACCUUGGGCUUCAUGAUGCCAUCUUCGCAGUACGGAAUGGGCCACUACGGCUCUCCACAGACGUCUUACUCGUCGGGCUACCCACCUCUGCAAUCUUACGCAGAACCAAGAUCGUCAGCCUCAAAUCCAUACAGCUCGUCUUAUGCUUCGAGUCCGCUGCCAAAUGAAAGCCAGCAAAGAAGAUCCGAUCAACACACCAUUCUACCGCCUUAUCAGCCUCAGCAUCCCUCUCUUCCGCGUAGCCCCUACCAGCAGCACCAGCCUGUUGAUUCGAUGCGAGGGCAUGCAUCUCCGAUGUCUUCUACGGUCCAUUCCUACUCAUAUUCGGCCCCGCACAAUAGUGUUCCCAGCCAGUCGAUGGGAAGCAAUUCUUACUCGCCUCCACAGCCGUACCCUCCAACUACUUACGGUACUAGCGAAUUUCAUCCACUGCCCACUAUGUACCCUCCAACUUCUACGACACCUGCCGCGUAUCCAUCGUACGAGUCUUCGCAGAGUGGACCGCCGCCUGGUGGUCCAGUACCUCCACUGUCUUCGUCGCCAAGCACGCAAGGCAGUGCAAUGCAGCCACGUGUUGUGAAUUCUAGACCGAAGCCCCAAUGCUGGGAGCACGGGUGUAAUGGACGGCAGUUCUCUACGUUCAGUAACCUUUUACGACAUCAACGAGAGAAGUCAGGGACCGCCUCGAAAAGCUCAUGCCCUAGGUGUGGAGCCGAAUUCACGCGGACUACUGCAAGAAACGGACACAUGGCCCACGAUAAGUGCAAGCCAAGAAGAGCGUCUGAAACGAGUGGGUAGAUGAAUCCUGCAUCUCAUCGCUCGAUCAAUCUAGAACUAUCCAGUUCAAGGACAGCAAAAGAAGGUGCAGCUUGACCUAGGUGUAAUACCCAAGCACAAAAUGUCACAGCCUGGCCAAGGACAUUAGGCUUCGCCUCGAUAUCAUGCAGCAUCGGCACGCCCAGGUAGAAGCAUGCCAGUUGGCGACCAUACCAUUGUGUGCCGCUUCCCAAAUUGGG